CGGGCCGCGCCCCGGGGUCCCGCACUGACGGCCCAUGGCGCCGCCCGCCGCCCGCCUCGCCCUCCUCUCCGCCGCCGCGCUCACGCUGGCGGCCCGGCCCGCGCCCAGCCCCGGCCUCGGCCCCGGACCCGAAUGUUUCACAGCCAAUGGUGCAGAUUAUAGGGGAACGCAGAACUGGACAGCACCACAAGGCGGGAAGCCAUGUCUGUUCUGGAACGAGACUUUCCAGCAUCCGUACAACACUCUGAAAUACCCCCACGGGGAGGGGGGCCUGGGCGAGCAUAACUAUUGCAGAAACCCAGAUGGAGAUGUGAGCCCCUGGUGCUACGUGGCAGAGCACGAGGACGGUGUCUACUGGAAGUACUGCGAGAUACCUGCUUGCCAGAUGCCUGGAAACCUUGGCUGCUAUAAGGAUCAUGGAAACCCACCUCCUCUAACUGGCGCCAGUAAAACAUCUAACAAACUUACCAUACAAACCUGCAUCAGUUUUUGUCGGAGUCAGAGGUUCAAGUUUGCUGGGAUGGAGUCAGGCUAUGCUUGCUUCUGUGGAAACAAUCCUGAUUACUGGAAGUACGGGGAGGCAGCCAGUACUGAGUGCAACAGUGUCUGCUUCGGGGAUCACACCCAGCCCUGCGGUGGUGAUGGCAGGAUCAUCCUCUUUGACACUCUUGUUGGCGCCUGUGGUGGGAAUUACUCGGCCAUGACUUCAGUGGUCUAUUCUCCUGACUUUCCUGACACCUACGCCACGGGGAGGGUCUGCUACUGGACCAUUCGGGUUCCAGGAGCCUCCCACAUCCAUUUCAACUUCACCUUAUUUGACAUCAGGGAUUCUGCAGACAUGGUGGAGCUGCUGGACGGCUACACCCACCGUGUCCUGGUCCGUUUCAAUGGAAGGAACCGCCCACCUUUGUCCUUUAAUGUCUCUCUGGAUUUUGUCAUUUUGUAUUUCUUCUCUGAUCGCAUCAAUCAGGCCCAGGGAUUUGCUGUCUUGUACCAAGCCAUCAAGGAAGAACCGCCGCAGGAGAGGCCCACUGCCAACCAGACGCUGGCCGAGGUGAUCACGGAGCAGGCCAACCACAGUGUCAGCGCUGCCCGGUCCUCCAAAGUCCUCUACGUCAUCACCACCAGCCCCAGCCACCCGCCCCAGACCGUCCCAGGUAGAUGGACCGUGUAUGGCCUGGCAACUCUCCUCAUCCUCACAGUCACAGCCAUUGUAGCAAAGAUACUUCUGCACAUCACAUUCAAAUCCCAUCGCGUUCCUGCUUCAGGGGACCUUAGGGAUUGUCGUCAGCCAGGGACGUCGGGGGAAAUCUGGAGCAUUUUUUAUCAGCCUGCUACUUCAAUUUCCAUCUUUAAGAAGAAGCUCAAGGGUCCGAGUCAACAAGAUGACCGUAAUCCUCUUGUGAGUGACUAAAGCUGCCCUGGGCCCAGGACACAGGGUCCCUCAGAGCUCAAGGCCCCCGGGGACCACCUCUCCUGUGGUUGCCUCUGGCCAGCUCUUCCCUGCCUCUCUCUCGGCCUCUUCUGGGGUGCGCUCCUGCAGACGGGGAAGGGGUGCUCUGCUGCAGGGACAGACGCAGCCUGGAUUCGUCUUCCCUCAUCAGCUGCUCUUAGGAGAGAGACUCAAGGUCCCGGGUCCAGGCCCUCCUGCGCCUCUCUCUCUCUUGUCUAGGAAUGGGGGUGUCAGGAUGGUGGGGCUGAGAUGACAGCGAUGGUUGUGUGCGGCACUGGGUUCAGGUACAUUCUAGACAACGUCAGGUGGUGGGUAGGGGUAGUGUAUGUUGAGGCUUGCUUGCUUCUCUGCUUUGUCCACACACAGAUCACUUUCUCCUGGUCUUUAUGGUUUGGAACAGGGCCAGACAGGGAGAAUUCUGAGGUUCUCUCGAGGGUUGGCCUGGUUCUCUACUCCUGGGCAUUAGCACCCCCAAAGCCCUAAAGGGGGCCCACGCUCUGUGCUGACUCAGAGGCUUUGCUCUCUGGGGGCUAGAUGAGGAUGGGCCUCCUCCACCCUGGGAGGGCCUGAGAAUUGGGCCUGGUGACCCCCAUUCAUGUCACACGUGACACCUUCCACAUUCGGGCUUCUUUCUGGAGCUUCUUUCCAUAGCGCACUGACGAGCAGAGCAAGCUUGAAGAGCGGUCAUAUAAAGCAUCCAUUCAUUUAUUCACGCAGCAGACUUCACUGCAAACUCUUCUAGGUGCUCAGCAGCUCCUCGUUGGAUUGGAUGUGUCUGGCCUUGCACCCGAGCAGCUCGUGGUCCUGUGGAAGCUGAGCCAGGCCCCUGUCUCUCCCUGAUUCUCUAAAUUGACUCUCAGUUCAGAACGGGGAGUAUAAAUAUCAUGGUUUAUGUAGCAUUUAGGCAGCAUUGUGUGAGACAGGGUGCCAGCAGUCCCUCCUUGGGUGUCCCUCCUUUUAGAAUAAGAUGAAAAGUGCCCCACGGCCUGUGUUCUCUGCAGCCUUCUCUGCGCUUCUUGUGGGGACAGCGUGGGGUCUAGAAUGGCCUGUGGGGAAGGAGAGGGCUCCUGUCCGUGGGCCCACACCACCCUGCCCCUCAGACAGGCAGGCGAAUCACAGAGGUGGCGUGAGGCGAAGGGGGUGGUUUGGGAACUGGAGACCCUCGCGGAUGGGCCUCCUAAGACUGAGAGCUGCGGCCGCAGUGGCCCCCGGUUGUGAGUCAGUGCCGUCUCCACUGCAGAAGUCCCCACCGCCCGAAUGCAGGCUUUGUCCACAGCAGCUGAGAAAGCAGCCAGUGCCUCUGACGGCCGGGCCUGAGCCUGUGUCAGAAAAUGGCUCUCCGAAAGGCCUCGGGCCCUGGGCCUUGCUGUGCCUCUGGCCUAACAGGUUUCCUCUUAGAGCACUUUGCCUACCUCCCCCGGUCCCUAAGCCACUGCCUGCUGCUGCUCCUGUGCACCGGCAACCUGUCUGUGCCUCGCCACUCCCAGAAAGAUGGACUGCCGUGUGGGGCCAGCUGGGAGGUGUCUGCAGGGAGAGGUGACACUCAGCAACCAGGAGAGAUGCUAGGAGCUGGAAGGCAGGGGCAUUCAGGGGAGGGAAAUGGGGCAGGGGUACUCCCCCAGGCACUGUACAAGGCCUGGAGCAGGCAUGGAACUGCUUGGUGCUAUCUCCAUGCUUUGAUCUGGAAAGGGUGAUUACCCUGGAGCAGCUGUCCGCAGGCCCCUGGGGCUGGAGACAAGCCUGUCCCGUACAAAGACCACUGACAUGUGCAGUCUCCCCUCCCAGCUAUUCCUGGCUUUGGUGGAAUCUCCUCACAAACACAAGUGUCAGGUGUGUGCAGUCACAAAGGGCCCUGUGCUGUGAAUAGAUCCUUUCGCAGCACAAAGGGAAUGUGGAAUUUGGCAAAGAGUUCACCCAGCUGAGGGGCAGUUGUUCAGCUGCCCAGGGCUUACUCUGAUCACUGGCUUUCAGGGCAGCCCGUGGGCCCACCCGCCCAUCCUGCCCACCGCACACCUCGGGUCACGGUGUGUUGUCUGAGCCUGCAGCCCUUUCUCAGCGGUCCCAGAAGUGCUGGUGAUGCCCCGGUGCUCUCCUUCCGGCCGGCCCUGGCACAGCCCUCUGCCGCCAGGAUCAGCUUACUGUCCAGGGAGUGGCCAUGGGAAACCCAAACCUGGCUCAGGACAGUAUGGGAGGAGAUGGCCAUAAAUUGUCCUAGGCUGAGCCUCCAUAAACGCCUGGGCCACAUUCUGGCCGUGGCCUUGGUUGGAACCUGUCAGCAACACCCCACACAGGGUCCCUGGUGGCUAAGUAAACUCCUGAGAAAUAAAUUGUCCCAGAAGAGAUGAGGCGUGCUUCUAAGAGCACUGAAAGAGGAAGCACUUGAUCUUUUAACAAACUGCUUUAGAAGAGAGAAAGUGGGGGUUGGAAGUUACUGGAAAGGGUGAUCCUGAGAAAAGAACAUUACAGAUCACAUAGCAGAAGAUUAUGAACCAGGAAGGGGAAGGGCUUUGGGGACCACGUUGGAUGUUGGUUCUGAAAGCAUUCUGCCCACGGCCUCUGCCCCGAGGUGACAGAGGGGAGGAGGCUGCAGGCAGACCCCUCGAGGCCUGUGUGUCCUCCUCAUCCCCUCACUGCGGGUUCCCAGGCCCUGCCUUCUCAGCGUGUGUCCCAGUGGGCAGCUGAUCUUCUUGCCUCCCAUGGUGAAUGUGCUUUGGCCAGCUGUGAACCUGGUCUCUUAGCCGUGUUUCACAGUGUGCUUGUCCCCUCUAGAAGGCACUCAGUGCCCUGUGUUCUUCCUCAAGUGUCCAGUUGCUUGCAGAGCAGAGAAAGAGGAGGGAUGAGCCCCGGGGUGCCUUCCCCCCCAUCCCCCAUGCCGGAACAGGGUUGAGGCCUCCCUCUUGGUGUCAGCAAGGUAACGUGGUUGCUGUAACUUCUGAAGUAUGGGCUCUGACUCAAGACUCCAACUGGCCAGAAACCCACAGAGAUCAAAGCACUAGCAAGUACAGCUGUCCUGGCCCUUAGGCCAAACUCCUGAGGUGUGUCUGGGCACGGCCCCACCCACACACUCCAUUGUCAGCCCAAGGCAGGAGUCUGACCCAGCUCAGGAUCCCGCCAGGCCAUCCUGAUAGCAACGGGGUAUGCAGGCCAUUACCAAGCCCCCAUGUGUCCUGGGCACUUAAUCUUCACGAGCACUUAUAAGUGGACGGCCUCGGAGAUCCUGUCUCCUUGCCUCCUGAGGCCGCCCCAGGUCUCCCACCCAGGCGGGCCAGCACCCCCCUCCACAGCCCAGUCAGCUGGCACCUCUUGGGUUUCGAAUCCCCUGCUUGGUGUUUGAUGUCUGCUUUUGUUACUACCUUGGGAAUUUUUAA
This is a messenger RNA of Equus quagga, 4821 nucleotides long. RefSeq names its product kringle containing transmembrane protein 1 (gene KREMEN1). Lineage: Eukaryota; Metazoa; Chordata; Mammalia; Perissodactyla; Equidae. Gene Ontology annotation, cellular component: plasma membrane. Gene Ontology annotation, biological process: multicellular organism development; Wnt signaling pathway. The transcript has 9 exons. The record is from RefSeq and is a predicted model, not a curated record. Bases 35 to 1414 code for a protein of 459 amino acids.